AUGUCGGUAGAAAGAUCAUUUGAAGCAUGGGAAGAGGUCCAAAGGCAUGGCCAGGACCUUGCCGACCGGCUAGCUCAAGGCUUUUCAGGCCUUAUACAGUCACAUAUCACUCACCCACCUGCUUUUUCUUGGCCAAACCCUCCAAAAUCGAAGCUUUUCGAUUUGGAGUUUCCGGCACAUGGUUUUAGUAAAGGGGAUUUUGGGGUUUUGACUGAUAAUUCUGGUAUAAAUGGGUUUUCAGCGAUUUUGGAUGUUGGAAAUAGGAUUGGACAAGCUGGGGCUGAUUUUGGUGCGGCUUUGAAUGGGAUGGUGCAUCAAUUUUUUAGGAUAUUGCCGUUGCCGUUUAAGCAGGAGGAGAGUGUGCGGCUUGGGGUGAGGAUGGAUGGUAAGAGGAGUGAGGUGGGGCUGGGUUUGGAGGGAGAGUUGGGUUUGGUUAGUGAAAGGUUGAGGGAUUUUGGGUUUGUGGAGGAUAAUGGUGGUGUUGGUGGUGGUGGUGGUGGUGGUGGAGUGGAGGGGUUGUUGGAAGAGGAGAUUGGUGGGUUAAAUUUGAAGGGUGUGGGAUAUCUUGGUAAACCACAGGGGACCAUAAACAUUACCUCAACUUAUGACAGCAGAACUCACAACAUUGAGAGUUCUUUGGUUGCAAGGGGAGAUUUAUGGAGGGUAGAGGCAUCACAUGGAAGUUCCACAUCAGGAAAUGAUAAUGCAUCUCUGUUCCUUGUCCAGCUUGGACCUGUGCUGAUCGUGCGUGAUUCAACCUUUCUUCUGCCCGUGCAUCUGUCAAAGCAACACUUGCUUUGGUAUGGCUAUGAUAGGAAGACUGGAAUGCAUUCUCUUUGUCCAGCUGUGUGGUCAAAGCAUAGAAGGUGGUUGUUAAUGUCAAUGCUCUGUCUCAACCCUUUAGCUUGUGCUGAAAUUCCAAAUUUAGAGUUUAGUUUGGGUGAGGGGGCAGGAGAGCUUGUGGAAAUUAAUUUCAAAAGGGAAGAAGUAAGAAUAUCUGAGCAGCCUUGCCAUCCUUCCUCCUCCUGCCAUCAAGCACAAACCUCUCCUAAAGCAGAUUUACAGUUUCCAAAUGGGCAAAUGACCUAUGUAUCUGGUGAGGGGUUGUCGACCAGUGCUUUCUUACCUCUUCGCGGAGGUCUUCUCCAAGCUCAGGGGCAAUAUCCUGGGGAAAUGCGAUUCAGCUUCUCUCGUAAGAAUAAGUGGGGAACACGCAUCACACCAAUGGUUCAAUGGCCUGACAAAUCGUUUACAUUAGGCUUUGCACAAUCCUUAGCAUGGCAGAGAUCUGGUCUUAUGGUGAGGCCAACAGUUCAGUUCAGUUUGUGCCCCACUUUUGGUGGAAGCAAUCCUGGGUUGCGUGCAGAACUGAUUCAUUCAGUGAAUGAUCAUCUGAAUCUGAUAUGUGGCUGUGCUGCGACGACGCACCCUUCUGCAUUUGCAUCUAUAUCGUUGACAGAAUGGGACCCAGGAUUCUCUGUCAUUGCCUAUGGUCAUAAUAUGCAUACUAUGGCAUCUUGCAUGGUGGAAUCAAUGAUGGUCUUGAAGACAUUGAUGAUUGUAGGUAAAUGGGGUACUGUCGGUGUUAUUUUUUCAUCAUUGUCUAACAUCCAGUUUUCUUUGGUGGCCCCAUUGCAGAUUGGCAGGUCUAAGUGGAAUGGUAAUGUUGGGAGCUCAGGAAUUGUUAUGAGGCUUGAUACUCCACUCUCCAAUGUUGGCCAACCUUCCUUUUCUGUACAGAUAAAUAGUGGUGUUGAGUUUUGA
This is a messenger RNA of Dovyalis caffra, 1764 nucleotides long. The record is from the annotation of a GenBank genome assembly. Lineage: Eukaryota; Viridiplantae; Streptophyta; Magnoliopsida; Malpighiales; Salicaceae.